CCGGAGGUUAGAAACCCAGCUGGCUCUUGACGCAGCGGAGGCUCCGCCCCGGGCGUGACGCCAGCGUCAGGCCAGUCCCGGCAGCCUCCGCGGUCGACCGCGGUGGAUCGCAGAGGAAUUUUCCCCGUGAGCGGCCCGGGCUCAGUUCAGCAGCUGUCCAGACCCCGGUCGGCGAUAGUGUUGCCUCCACCCUUUCUCCUACCGCCCUCCCGUCCGUUCGAGCGCCCCCAGCCCUCCCGCGAGGGCGCCCCGGGACGGAAGGAACCACCAGCCUGUCGGCGCCCGCCGUUCUCGUGGUCGCCGUCGCCGUCGUCGUUGUGGUAGUCUCCGCCGUCGCCUGGGCCAUGGCCAAUUACAUCCACGUCCCACCCGGCUCUCCGGAGGUGCCCAAGCUGAACGUCACGGUUCAAGAUCAGGAAGAACAGCGCUGCCGGGAAGGGGCCCUGAGCCUCCUGCAACACCUGCGGCCGCAUUGGGACCCUCAGGAGGUGACCCUGCAGCUCUUCACAGAUGGAAUCACAAAUAAACUUAUUGGCUGUUACGUGGGUAAUACCAUGGAAGACGUAGUCCUGGUGAGAAUUUAUGGCAAUAAAACUGAGUUGUUAGUUGAUCGAGAUGAAGAAGUGAAGAGUUUUCGAGUGUUGCAGGCUCAUGGCUGUGCACCACAACUCUAUUGUACCUUCAACAAUGGACUAUGCUAUGAAUUUAUACAGGGAGAAGCAUUGGAUCCAAAGCAUGUCUGCAAUCCAGCCAUUUUCAGGCUGAUAGCGCGCCAGCUUGCUAAAAUCCAUGCUAUCCAUGCACAUAAUGGCUGGAUCCCAAAAUCUAAUUUGUGGCUCAAGAUGGGAAAAUAUUUCUCUCUCAUUCCCACAGGAUUUGCAGAUGAAGACAUUAAUAAAAGGUUCCUAAGUGAUAUCCCAAGCUCUCAGAUUCUUAAGGAAGAGAUGACUUGGAUGAAGGAAAUUCUUUCCAACCUGGGCUCUCCUGUUGUGCUUUGCCAUAAUGACCUAUUGUGUAAGAAUAUAAUCUACAAUGAGAAACAAGGUGAUGUACAGUUCAUUGAUUAUGAAUAUUCUGGAUACAACUACCUGGCAUAUGAUAUUGGAAAUCAUUUCAAUGAAUUCGCAGGUGUAAGUGACGUAGACUAUAGUCUCUAUCCAGAUAGAGAACUACAGGACCAGUGGCUGCGUUCUUACCUUGAAGCCUACAAGGAAUAUAAAGGGUUUGGGACUGAAGUUACUGAAAAGGAGGUAGAAAUACUCUUCAUUCAAGUCAAUCAGUUUGCAUUGGCUUCUCAUUUCUUUUGGGGUUUGUGGGCUCUGAUUCAAGCCAAAUAUUCUACUAUUGAGUUUGAUUUUCUUGGGUAUGCAAUUGUUCGUUUUAACCAGUACUUUAAAAUGAAGCCUGAGGUUACUGCAUUGAAAGUGCCUGAGUAAAGAAGAGAUUUAAUUAUUCUCAAGUAGCUGAGCAAUGCUUGUGAAUUGUUUUCUUAAGAAAUUCCAAAAAGCCAAUAUUUGUUAAAAUUCUGUUACUUAAUUUGGUUAUUUUGCUUUACAAAUUAUGCCUCAAAACAACCAAUCUAUUUUUUAAAUAGACUUGAGUGAUGUCACAAUGUAUACCUACUGCUGUCAGUAUGUGGUGGAUUAGAUAUUUGUUAAAUCUGCAAAAGGUAUAAAGAUGUCAGUUUAAGCCUUUCUGUGAUAAUUUACUCUGUUACAUGUGAAUUAUUUAUUAUGAAUUUAACAUGAUCUGUGACUUCUUUCAUCUGAUUCGUUUGUUGAGUGUAUGCAAUGAAAAUGUUCCAGAGAAAUUUAAGUUUUAUCUUAGUAAGAUUAAUUUUACAAAAAUUUUCUGGUUGUUCAUUGUAACGUUUUUUAUCUUGAUUCUAAGUAAAAUGAAUUAUUUACCCUUGAAAUACCAGUCACUGAUUGGUACAGAUAAUUUAGGGUAUUCAUAUAAAAAUAUCUGCUUAGAAGGGAAAAAUACAUUUUUGUCUCUGUUGGUGGUACAUCUUUUUGAAUUAAAUAUUGGAAAACAUUUCCUUUUGGGGAACUACAACUUAGAACUAAAUUCUUGUCUCUUUAUAUUUGCCACAUAACCCUAGAAUAAGAAUAAUGAUUUAAUGUUACCAAAAUCUGUAGUUAGUAAUGUUUUCAAGUGCUAAA
Marmota flaviventris (yellow-bellied marmot) is the source of this 2165-nucleotide messenger RNA. It is a transcript of the gene Etnk1, whose product is annotated as ethanolamine kinase 1. Gene Ontology annotation, cellular component: cytoplasm. Gene Ontology annotation, molecular function: ethanolamine kinase activity. Lineage: Eukaryota; Metazoa; Chordata; Mammalia; Rodentia; Sciuridae. The record is from RefSeq and is a predicted model, not a curated record. Gene Ontology annotation, biological process: phosphatidylethanolamine biosynthetic process.